AUGGCCGGGACGUACAGCUCCACUUUGAAGACGCUGGAGGACUUGACCUUGGACUCCGGGUAUGGGGCCGGGGACUCUUGCCUCUCGCUCAGCCUCUCGUCCUCCAAGUCCAACUCGCAGGCGCUCAACUCUUCGGCGCAGCAACACCGCGGGGCGGCCUGGUGGUGCUACUCCGGCUCCAUGAACAGCCGCCACAACAGCUGGGACACGGUGAACACGGUGCUGCCCGAGGACCCUGAAGUGGCCGACCUCUUCUCGCGCUGCCCGCGCCUGCCCGAGCUGGAGGAGUUCCCCUGGACUGAGGGAGACGUGGCCCGGGUCCUUCGCAAAGGUGCCGGCGGCCGGCGGCAGCCCCUCUUCUCCGCCGAGGCGGUCAGGCGCCUGGCCGGGCUGCUCCGCCGGGCGCUCAUCCGGGUGGCCCGCGAGGCGCAGCGCCUGAGCGUGCUGCACGCCAAGUGCACCCGCUUCGAGGUGCAAAGCGCCGUGCGCCUGGUGCACAGCUGGGCGCUGGCCGAGAGCUGCGCGCUGGCCGCGGUCAAGGCCCUGUCCCUGUAUAGCAUGAGCGCGGGCGACGGGCUGCGCCGGGGCAAGUCGGCGCGCUGCGGCCUCACCUUCUCAGUGGGCCGCUUCUUUCGCUGGAUGGUGGAUACCCGCAUCUCCGUGCGCAUCCACGAGUACGCGGCCAUCUCGCUCACCGCCUGCAUGGAGAAUCUGGUGGAAGAGAUCCGGGCCAGGGUGCUCGCCAGCCAGAGCCCCGACGGCGGAGGGGCCGGAGGCGGGGAGGUGUCCGCGGAGGCCCUGGAGAUGGUCAUCAACAAUGACGCCGAGCUCUGGGGGGUCCUGCAGCCCUAUGAGCAUCUCAUCUGCGGAAAGAACGCCAAUGGGGUCCUCUCCCUCCCCGCGUACUUCAGCCCCUACAACGGGGGGUCCCUGGGCCACGACGAGCGAGCUGAUGCCUACGCGCAGCUGGAGCUCCGGACCCUGGAGCAGUCCCUCCUGGCCACAUGUGUGGGGAGCAUCUCCGAGCUGAGUGACCUGGUCUCCCGCGCCAUGCACCACAUGCAGGGACGCCACCCGCUGUGUCCAGGCUCCAGCCCCGCCCGCCAGGCCCGCCAGCCACCCCAGCCCAUCACCUGGUCCCCCGACGCCCUCCACACACUGUACUACUUCCUGCGGUGUCCACAGAUGGAGUCCAUGGAGAACCCCAACCUGGACCCCCCGAGGAUGGCCCUGAACAAUGAACGGCCCUUCAUGCUGCUGCCACCGCUGAUGGAGUGGAUGCGUGUGGCCAUCACAUACGCGGAGCACCGCCGCAGCCUCACCGUGGACAGCGGCGACAUCCGGCAGGCGGCCCGGCUGCUGCUGCCCGGCCUGGACUGCGAGCCCCGGCAGCUCAAACCCGAAUGCUGUUUCAGUUCCUUCCGGAGGCUGGAUGCCCGAGCGGCUACUGAAAAAUUCAACCAGGACCUGGGCUUCCGCAUGCUCAACUGCGGAAGGACUGACCUCAUCAGCCAGGCGAUUGAAGCCUUGGGCCCCGAUGGGGUGAACACCAUGGAUGACCAGGGUAUGACGCCGCUGAUGUAUGCCUGUGCUGCUGGGGAUGAAGCCAUGGUCCAGAUGUUGAUUGAUGCUGGAGCCAACUUGGACAUCCAGGUUCCAAGCAACUCUCCCAGGCACCCCUCCAUCCACCCUGAUAGCCGGCACUGGACAUCACUGACAUUUGCUGUGCUGCAUGGACAUAUCUCUGUGGUCCAGUUGCUGCUGGAUGCUGGUGCCCACGUGGAGGGCUCGGCGGUGAACGGCGGCGAGGACAGCUAUGCGGAGACACCCCUGCAGCUGGCCUCUGCGGCCGGGAACUACGAGCUGGUCAGCUUGCUGCUUAGCCGGGGCGCUGACCCCCUCCUCAGCAUGCUCGAAGCCAACGGCAUGGCCUCCUCCCUCCACGAGGAUAUGAACUGCUUCAGCCACUCAGCCGCCCAUGGCCACAGGAACGUUCUGAGGAAGCUCCUGACGCAGCCACAGCAGGCCAAAGCAGACGUGCUGUCCCUGGAGGAGAUCCUGGCUGAGGGCGUGGAAGAGAGCGAUGGGUCUAGCCAGGGCAGCGGCAGCGAGGGGCCCGUGCGACUGAGCCGGACGCGCACCAAGGCCCUGCAGGAGGCCAUGUACUACAGCGCGGAGCACGGCUACGUGGACAUCACCAUGGAGCUGAGGGCGCUGGGAGUCCCCUGGAAGCUGCACGUCUGGAUCGAGUCUCUGAGGACGUCCUUCUCCCAGUCUCGGUACUCGGUGGUGCAGAGCCUCCUGCGGGAUUUCAGCUCCAUCAAGGAGGAUGAGUACAACGAGGAGCUGGUGACCGAGGGCUUGCCGCUCAUGUUCGACAUCCUCAAGACCAGCAAGAAUGACUCGGUCACGCAGCAGCUAGCGGCCAUCUUCACGCACUGCUACGGCAGCAGCCCCAUCCCCCGCAUCCCCGAGCUCCGCAAGACGCUGCCGGCCAGGCUCGAUCCUCACUUUUUGAACAACAAAGAGAUGUCAGAUGUGACCUUCCUUGUGGAAGGAAAGCUCUUUUAUGCACAUAAAGUCCUGCUGGUGACGGCUUCUAACAGGUUCAAGACGCUGAUGACCAAUAAAUCAGAGCAAGAUGGCGACAGCAGUAAAACCAUCGAGAUAGGCGACAUGAAGUACCACAUUUUCCAGAUGAUGAUGCAGUAUCUGUACUACGGAGGAACAGAAUCCAUGGACAUCCCCACUGGUGACAUCCUGGAGCUGCUGUCAGCAGCCAGCCUGUUCCAGCUGGACGCCCUACAGCGGCACUGUGAGAUCCUGUGCUCCCAGACCCUGAGUGUGGAGAGCGCCGUGAACACCUACAAGUACGCCAAGAUCCACAACGCCCCCGAACUGGCCCUGUUCUGCGAGGGCUUCUUCCUCAAGCACAUGAAGGCCCUGCUGGAGCAGGACUCCUUCCGGCAGCUCAUCUACGGCCGCAGCAGCAAAGUGCAGGGCCUGGCCCCGCUGCAAGACCUGCAGAGCACCCUGGCCGAGCGCGUGCACUCGCUGUAUGUCACCUCUCGGGUGUGA
This is a messenger RNA of Rangifer tarandus platyrhynchus (Svalbard reindeer), 3078 nucleotides long. The record is from the annotation of a GenBank genome assembly. Lineage: Eukaryota; Metazoa; Chordata; Mammalia; Artiodactyla; Cervidae.